GCUUCUCCCCCAGAGGUCUGGGUGCCUGCGUGGGGCUCCCGCUGCCGCCGCCAGGCCCCGCACGGUUCCCCGCCCCUGAGCCCCGGGAGCGAGUGCAGCCGUCCCCCGAGGAAAGACGAGAAAAUGCCUAAGAAAAAGACUGGUGCGAGGAAGAAGGCUGAGAACCGCCGGGAACGUGAAAAACAACUCAGAGCCUCCCGAAGCACCAUUGACCUAGCGAAGCAUCCCUGUAAUGCUUCAAUGGAAUGUGACAAGUGUCAGAGGCGACAGAAGAAUAGAGCAUUUUGCUACUUUUGUAAUUCUGUACAGAAGUUACCAAUUUGUGCACAGUGUGGGAAAACCAAGUGUAUGAUGAAGUCCUCAGACUGUGUCAUAAAGCAUGCUGGUGUCUACAGUACUGGCCUCGCGAUGGUGGGAGCAAUCUGUGACUUCUGUGAGGCGUGGGUUUGCCAUGGAAGGAAGUGUCUCAGCACCCAUGCCUGCGCCUGUCCCCUGACUGAUGCCGAGUGUGUGGAGUGUGAGCGCGGCGUGUGGGACCAUGGUGGCAGAAUAUUCAGUUGUUCUUUUUGCCAUAACUUCCUCUGUGAAGAUGAUCAAUUUGAACAUCAAGCAAGCUGCCAGGUUCUAGAGGCAGAAACAUUUAAAUGUGUUUCUUGCAAUCGGCUGGGCCAGCAUUCCUGUCUUCGUUGUAAGGCAUGUUUCUGUGACGAACAUACCCGGAGCAAGGUGUUCAAACAAGAGAAAGGAAAGCAGCCUCCCUGUCCCAAAUGUGGGCACGAAACCCAGGAGACGAAAGACCUCAGCAUGUCAACCCGUUCCCUGAAAUUUGGCCGGCAGACUGGAGGUGAGGAGGGUUAUGAAGCUUCUGGCUAUGACGCAUACUGGAAGAAUCUCGCAUCUAACAAGUAUGGUGAUACCCGCUACCAGGACGAGGAUGAGGAUGAGGAUGAAGCAGAAGAUGAUGACGAGGAAGAUGAGGGGGGGAAGGAUUCUGACGCGGAGUCAUCAGAUUUGUUUACCAGCUUGAAUCUAGGAAGGACUUAUGCCAGCGGCUAUGCUCACUACGAGGAACAGGAGAGCUAGGCGAGCUGCUGGGGGAGGUGCUGUGUGCCAUGUGUGCGCUGGAUGAAACCUGUGGGUUCCAAAGUAGUCACUAGGCCUGUGCAGAAGACUAGCCGUGCUUAAAGGGGUAGGAGCCGGGGAGAGCAGUUUUUAUAGGAACUCAUAGUCAGACUUAUAAGAAAAAAUUGAGUUCCAGUGUAAAUUCUUACUGAUUGAAGCAUCAUGAUCACUAUUGAUUUCUGUAGUCUAGUAGUGGGUCUUGUCAAAGAAACCCAUAUACAGGAUAAAGGAAUAGGAUGCUAAUAUAUUUGAAUUUAAAUUGCUCUCUUUAUAACAAAGCAUCACUUAUCAAUUCAUUGUCUAGUUUUAUAAAAUGUAAUGGAUAAAAUGAAUUGCUGUAUUUUCCCUUGUAUGUCCACAGAAUAAAAGUAAUGUGCUAUGGUCUAAAUUUUCAUUGCAUAUCCAUGUUAGCUUACAUAGUCACGAUAUGUAUGUUUCAGUAGUUGACUUAUGUCUUUACAGUAUGUGGCCAGAACCAUACUUGUCAUCAAUGCCUGAAUGUAGACAAAGGUGACUACUCACUCACUUUUCAGUGACACAGAGUCACCAAUAGUGAAUUAUGUAGAUGCUUUGCCCCAAAUUCCUUGAAUAAAACUGGUAUUUCACUUA
Messenger RNA from Echinops telfairi (small Madagascar hedgehog), 1731 nucleotides. It is a transcript of the gene NOAZFP, whose product is annotated as zinc finger protein 330. Gene Ontology annotation, molecular function: zinc ion binding. Gene Ontology annotation, cellular component: nucleus. The transcript has 10 exons. The coding region runs from base 124 to 1083 and encodes 319 amino acids. The record is from RefSeq and is a predicted model, not a curated record. Lineage: Eukaryota; Metazoa; Chordata; Mammalia; Afrosoricida; Tenrecidae.